Molecule: messenger RNA, 7713 nt
Organism: Sus scrofa (pig)
Lineage: Eukaryota; Metazoa; Chordata; Mammalia; Artiodactyla; Suidae
Gene: WNK3
Product: WNK lysine deficient protein kinase 3
Biological process (GO): protein phosphorylation
Molecular function (GO): protein serine/threonine kinase activity; ATP binding
Source: RefSeq, a predicted model, not a curated record
GAGCUUGGGCUCGUACCCCGCUCCCCUAACCCCGCCCGCUCUUUACCUACGGGCCGUAGCUGGUCCGGUGGGCUCGCGGGGAGACGCUAGCGCGCGCACGCGCACAGGACGCGGAGCGGAGCGUGAGACAUCCAGGAGGGGAGUAAGCGGCGUCCGAGGAGGCGAUAGAGGAGGAGGUGGUGUGUGUGAAUCUGUGUGUUCUGUGGUGUGCCUCGUCGAGGGGCGAGCGAAGGCUUGAAAGAGGGCGAGAGAGAAGCGAAAAGAGUCUUCCUCAGCGAGAGCCUCUAAUCUGGUUGCUAUGGAAACAUAUGACCACAUAAAAGGAAGUCCAUUCUGAUAAUUCUGAUACCUGAGAUGCAACUGGACUGAAGAGUGGAACAGGAAAAAUUUUGCUGCCAACCUUAAUUACAAUGGCUACUGAUUCAGGGGAACCAGCUAGCACAGAAGAUUCUGAGAAACCUGAUGGAGUUUCAUUGGAAAACAGAGUUCCUCAGGUUUUAGCAACUUUGACAGUGGAAACUAGACUAAAGGAGAAAAGCAGUACCUUCUCAGCUUCCAGAGAAACUAUAGAAAGGAAGAGAUUCUUUCGAAAGAGUGUUGAGAUGACAGAAGAUGACAAAGUUGCAGAAUCUUCCUCCAAAGAUGAGAGAAUAAAGACUGCAACAAAUAUUCCAAGAGUAGAAAAGCUUCCUACAAAUGUGCUGAGAGGUGGACAAGAAGUUAAAUAUGAACAAUAUUCAAAGGGAACGUCAGAAUCUUCAAAAGAUUGUCUCAAGGAGAAAAAUGAAAAGGAAAUGGAAGAAGAAGCAGAAAUGAAGGCUGUAGCUACUUCUCCUAGUGGCAGGUUCCUGAAAUUCGACAUAGAGUUGGGAAGAGGAGCAUUUAAAACAGUAUAUAAAGGACUGGACACUGAAACAUGGGUUGAGGUUGCUUGGUGUGAGCUGCAGGACCGGAAAUUAACCAAAGCUGAGCAGCAAAGGUUCAAGGAAGAAGCAGAGAUGUUAAAGGGUCUCCAACAUCCCAAUAUAGUUCGAUUUUAUGAUUCCUGGGAGUCUACAUUAAAAGGAAAGAAAUGUAUUGUACUAGUGACUGAACUUAUGACAUCAGGAACCUUAAAGACGUACUUAAAACGAUUUAAAGUCAUGAAACCAAAGGUCUUAAGGAGCUGGUGCAGGCAAAUUUUAAAGGGGUUGCAGUUCUUGCACACUAGGACUCCUCCUAUUAUUCACCGGGAUCUAAAGUGUGACAAUAUUUUCAUCACGGGACCCACUGGAUCUGUGAAGAUUGGUGAUCUAGGACUAGCCACCUUAAUGCGCACAUCAUUUGCUAAAAGUGUCAUUGGGACUCCUGAGUUUAUGGCCCCUGAGAUGUAUGAAGAGCACUACGAUGAAUCUGUAGAUGUCUAUGCUUUUGGAAUGUGUAUGCUGGAAAUGGCUACUUCGGAGUAUCCUUAUUCUGAGUGCCAGAAUGCAGCUCAGAUAUACCGUAAAGUGACUAGCGGUAUAAAACCAGCAAGUUUCAAUAAAGUCACUGAUCCUGAAGUGAAAGAAAUCAUCGAGGGAUGUAUUCGUCAAAACAAAUCUGAAAGGUUGUCUAUCAGGGACCUACUAAACCAUGCAUUUUUUGCUGAGGAUACAGGACUAAGGGUGGAGUUAGCUGAGGAAGAUGAUUACUCAAAUUCAUCCCUGGCUUUAAGACUCUGGGUGGAAGACCCUAAAAAAUUGAAAGGCAAACAUAAGGACAAUGAAGCUAUUGAAUUCAGUUUCAAUUUAGAAACGGAUACACCUGAGGAAGUAGCAUAUGAAAUGGUCAAGUCAGGAUUCUUCCAUGAAAGUGAUUCCAAAGCUGUUGCCAAGUCCAUUAGAGACCGGGUUACCAUGAUAAAGAAGAUAAGGGAGAAUAAGCCAGCUGGCUGUUUGGAAGAACGCAGGGAUUCUCAGUGCAAAUCUGUGGGGAAUGUACUCCCUCAGCCCCAGAAUACAACUUUGCCCCUUCCUCCUGCUCAGCACACUGGGGCUGAAUGUGAAGAAACUGAAGUUGAUCAACAUGUGAGACAACAGCUUCUACAAAGAAAACUACAACAACACUCCUCCUCUGUUACAGGUGACAAUUUGUCCGAGUCAGGAGCUGGAUACUCAGAUACUUCAAGUCAGCCCAGUAUAGCCUAUUCCUCAGACCAGAUGAUGGGCUCUCAAAUGGUUUCUAACAUCCCACAGGCUGAAAUAAAUGUCCCAGGGAAAAUUUAUCCAUCCCAGCAGCUAGUGGGACAUUACCAGCAGAUUUCAGGGUUGCAGAAGCAGCCAAAGCUGACUCAGCCCCAAAUUUUGCCUUUGGUUCAAGAUCAGUCCACUGUUUUGCCUGUACAUGUCCUUGGACCUCCAAUUGUCCCACAACCCCAGGUUUCACCAGUCACUGUACAGAAGAUCUCACAGAUAAAGCCUGUAUCCCAAGCGUUUGGAGCUGAACAACAAGCACCUCUUCCAAAACCAGAUUUAGUUCGAAGUUUGAAUCAUGAUGUGGCAGCUGUGAAGGAUAACACUAAUACCCCUGAUAACCCAAGUGGAAAUGGCAAACAAGAUCGGAUCAAACAGAGAAGAGCUUCCUGUCCUCGAUCAGAGAAGGGGACUAAAUUCCAGCUUACGGUCCUUCAGGUGUCAACCUCUGGAGACAACAUGGUGGAGUGUCAACUGGAGACACACAAUAACAAGAUGGUCACUUUCAAGUUUGAUGUUGAUGGUGAUGCACCUGAGGACAUUGCAGACUAUAUGGUCGAAGAUAACUUUGUCCUGGAAAGUGAAAAAGAAAAAUUUGUGGAAGAAUUGAGAGCUAUUGUAGGUCAAGCCCAGGAGAUCCUUCAUGUCCACUCUGCUACAGAAAGAGGUGCUGGAGUUGACUCUAUUACCAUGGAAUCCAGCAGUAGCCAAACAGGAUCAUCUGAACAAGUACAGAUAAAUUCCGCAUCCACUCAAACCAGCAAUGAAUCUGCUCCUCAGUCAUCCCCAGUUGGUAGAUGGCGAUUCUGUAUCAAUCAAACAAUAAGAAGCCGUGAGGCUCAAUCUCCUCCUUCUCUUCAGCAGUCCAUGUCUACAGUUCCUGGGCUAAAUGUACUUUCUAGUCCAAGAAUCAUAAGUAAUAAGGAAAUAUCACAGGACACACUGCUUACUCUAGAAAAUAAUCCAUGCCAGCGUGUACUUUUUACCUCCACAUCAGAGCACAAGGAUGUAGUUGAUGGUAAGAUUUCUGAAUACACCAGUGUAGAAACUAAGCAUCCAGCUAUGCUUUAUCAAGUGGAAGAUGACAGGCAGAUAAUGGCACCAGUUGCUAGUAGCUCCAGUCAUAUUGCUGCUUCAGUUCAUGCAGUUCCAUUUGAAUGUGAGGGACUCACCAACCAAGCAGGCAUAUUUACACCUGUGUAUCCAGGUCACCAAGCUGCCAGUCAGGCAGCUCCUGACGAGUCAACUCCAGUUGCUGGUAACUCUCUUACAACUCCUGCAUUUAUGUCUGAUCAAAAGCCUCAGUCCUUACCAGUGCAGCAGCCAACUAUGGAUACAGAGUUUAUAUUCCAAGAAGGAGAAGCCUCAGUGAACACAGAGACAAGUUCUCCUAAGAUGGUCAUUCCCACUCACAUCACUGGCCUUGAACCAUCUGCUCUUCUACCUGCCACUGUUCUGGAAUCAGAUGGAGAGAGACCCCCAAAAAUGGAGUUUGCAGACAACCGAAUUAAAACUCUGGAUGAAAAAUUAAGAAAUUUACUCUAUCAGGAGCAUAGCAUAUCUAGCAUCUAUCCUGAGAGUCAGAAGGACACCCAAAGCAUAGACUCUCCAUUUUCUUCCUCUGCUGAAGAUACACUCUCAUGUCCAGUGCCAGAAGUUAUAGGCAUCAGUCACUGUGGAAUUCAAGAUAGUCCUGCACAGUCCCCUAAUUUUCAGCAGACAGGCUCUAAGAUUCUGUCCAAUGUGGCUGUGAGUCAGCCUGCUAACAUAACAGUUUUCAAAAGGGACCUGAAUGUGAUAACUUCUAUACCCAGCGAAUUAUGUUUACAUGAGAUGUCCCCAGAUGCUUCACUUCCAGGGGAUCCAGAGGCCUAUCCUGCUGCUGUGUCAAGCGGUGGAGCCAUUCAUCUGCAGACAGGAGGUGGAUAUUUUGGCCUAAGCUUUACUUGUCCUAGUCUCAAAAAUCCUAUUAGCAAGAAAUCCUGGACUCGCAAAUUAAAAAGCUGGGCAUACAGGCUACGGCAGUCAACCAGCUUUUUCAAGAGAUCAAAAGUCCGUCAAGUGGGAACCGAAGAAGAUAUGAGAUCAGCGGUUGCUCCUGACCCCAUUCCUCUGACAGGAGAGUCCACAGCUGUUCCUAGGGCUUUGAGUAGAUGUAAAGCAAUGAGUGGAUCAUUUCAGCGGGGUCGGUUCCAGGUGAUUACAGUUCCUCAGCAGCAGUCAGUGAAAGUGACAUCUUUUGGAAUAGAGCACAUACCAGCAUUCAAUAAAAAGACAAGCCAAUCUAGUGAAGAAGCUGUAGCCCUUACUGAAACCACAAAGUCUCAGUUGGUAGAAAUGGAACCUGCUACACACAAUCCACAAACUUCAUUUUCUUCUCAGAAGUUGCCAGCUCUUCAGGAAACCUUCAAAGAAGAUAAAAGAGUUCCCAAACAAACUGACAACUUCUCAUCAUUCAGUACAGGAUGUGAGACUGAUGUAUCUUCAAUGACCCCGGAAAAGGAAUUGGAGGAAAAUUCAGCCGCAGGAAGUAGCAUGCAGUCUGGAUCUGAACUGUUGCUUAAAGAGCAAGAAAUACUUACUGUUGGGAAACAGCCUAGCUCUGAUAGUGAAUUUUCAGCCACUCUUGCUGGCAGGGGGAAAUCAGUGGCAAACACUGGUUCCGAGAGAGAAAAGUGCUUAUCACUCCAUGAAGAUAAACCUUGUGUUCAAACACAGAGCUCACUCUUCUAUUCACCAUCUUCCCCAAUGAGCAGCGAUGAUGAAUCAGAAAUAGAGGAUGAGGACUUAAAGGUGGAGCUUCAAAGAUUACGAGAAAAACACAUUCAGGAGGUGGUAAAUCUUCAAACCCAGCAGAACAAGGAGCUGCAGGAGCUCUAUGAACGCCUUCGAGCAAUUAAAGAUAGCAAAGUCCAAUCAUCAGAGACUCCUUUACCACCUGCAUCACCACGUAGACCAAGAUCUUUCAAAAGCAAACUUCGAAGCCGUCCCCAGUCCCUGACACAUGUGGACAGUGGUCCAGUUGCUACAGAUCCACCGUGUGUGGAAAGUAGUGCAGCAUCAUGCCAGCCAUCUCCAGCUAGUAAAAAAGGGAUGUUCACAGAUGACUUACACAAACUGGUGGAUGACUGGACAAAGGAAACAGUAGGAAAUUCUCUUAUUAAGCCAAGUUUAAACCAAAUUAAACAGAGUCAACAGAAACUAGAGACAGACAACUGGAACAAAGUAUAUGAAAAUACUCCAUCUACUAUGGGCUACACAUCAACAUGGAUUUCUUCUAUGUCCCAAAUCCGUGGAGCUGUCCCAACCUCCUUGCCACAAGGACUCACACUCCCUUCAUUUCCUGGGCCAUUAUCAUCAUAUGGAAUGCCCCAUGUUUGUCAAUAUAAUGCUGUAGGAGGGCCAGGUUAUCCAGUACAGUGGGUAGGAAUUUCAGGAACACCACAACAGUCUGUAGUAAUUCCUCCCCAGUCUGGGGGACCAUUCCAGCCAGGGAUGAAUUUGCAGGCAUUUCCAGCUUCAUCAGUGCAAAAUCCAUCCACAAUCCCUCCUGGUCCCAAGUGAAUCAUAGUAGAUGAUGAAGAAAAGGGAGAUUUUUUUUCAGAGUUAUUUCCGGGACACCUAAGAUAGUAAACUUUCUUCUUCUUGGGUUCUGCCACAUUUCCCCUCAUUUUGAGUUUACUUUCCACUGUAUUUUUUGUUCCAAUGUAGUAUUUGAUAUAGCACAUCAUCCUAUAGAACUGUGCAGUUUGUACAUAGAACACUGCACACAGAAAUGUUUUUUCACUUCAAAUCCUAUCCUCUUUGAUACUUGAUUUUUUAAAAAUACCGUUCAGAAUGCUUUAAAAAGCUCAGCUUGAGCAAUACCAUUUCCAGGACACUUUUCAUGCAUUGCUGAGAAGCCCCCAUUUUUUAUUGCUGCUCUCUGCAGCUGGAUGAUACUUUUCUUUAAAAGUUGUAAAAACUAUUUACAUUGAUAUUCCCCAAAUGUGGACAAAGUGAGACCCUCCAACAGCCAGAGUCUUAUGGGAUUCUUCACAUCUUUAUCUUAGGUUUACCUUUCACAGAAGGCAGGGUAACUUGCUGCAGGAAAUGUUUUGGUGUAUAAAAUUGGAAUAACUUUGUCAACCAGUAUAGAACAUGAGCCCUUUUUAAUGUGAUUUUCUUCCCGUCAUCACAGCAGUAGGAGUGAAACCUUGUUUUAGGUGAGGCGGAGAGAAAGGAAAAAAACAGAACUGUAACAGUUCCUUGAUUUCUGCAGAUACUGUAGCUGCUUUAGGAUUUCCAUAGUAAUUCAAAGUAGCUAUCUCCUUGUUUCUCAUAUGCACACUGCAUUGUUUUGAGCAUCUGAGAGGCAUUGGUUUGGCUUCCAUUCUUUUGCAAGGGAUAUAUUGCAGCUGAUAUGGAUCUCAUUUGGGGGGAAUCUUUAUAUUCCUAACAAAGAGGAUUCAAGUUACACCUCUAUUAAUCUGUUCUUCUAAAGUGAAAUUUACUUGACACAGUAGGUUUUGUAGGUUUUGAAACUUACACAUGAAACACUGGCUUUACAGGGUUCUAAGAGAUGUGGGGUAUACACUGUCCUGCAGUAGAUAGUAGACCCUCAAAGGAUACUAUUUAAGUUGCCCUUAGCUUUUUUUUGGGGGGGAUUACCAUUUUUUUGGUUAUAGUUUCUUGUUAGUAUCUAUAGCAUCUUAGAUGAUUUUAGGUCUUAGAUGACUUUGGCAGCCUCUUUAGAAUCUGAGAGAGAUCACUGUCAAGUUGCACUUUACUGGGUUUUAUCCAGUUUUAGGAGGAGGGGAGGCAAUGUCAAAAUAUACACUUUUGGUUUUCAAGAAGGUUAACUGUAAUAAUCUUAAAAGGCUAGUCACAGAGUUACCUAAUGCUCAGUCUGUGAAACCCAAAUAUAAUUCUAAAAUGGUAUUUAUUGACUGCCACAUAUAAACAUAAAAAUACUUACUUUCCACUCUGAACAGUUCAAGGUCAUUUCUAGUACACAUUUACCUAAUAAUGAAUUCUGUCUAUUGGUUAACAUUCCAAAUGAUCACCCAACAUUUCUGUUGAUAGAUUUUCCUUCAUAUUCCUCUAAAAACUUUACCCCGUGAUCUUGCCAAGUAAUGAGGAAACAUUGGGUGUACUUUUUUUUGCACAGUCUUUGCAACAUUCAGUAUCCUUUUUUUAAUGUGUCUUAUAUUGCUUACCUGAGGAUCACACUCAGCAUCAUGAAGAUUCUGUUGCUAUUAUUCGGAGCAUCCAAGGCAGCAUUUUGAGAAUUGCUGUUAAUAAGAGCUACAAUAUCUUUUCAUAAAGCAUACUUUUGGUUUGGACAAGUCUUUCUAAAUCUUAUGUACUGAUUCUUCAAAUUUCUUCUACAGUAUUGGUUUGCAAGUUGAAGUGAUUUUAGGACAUUAGUGUAAUGCAAAUUUUUGCACUGCAGUGUUUUCCAUGUAUACAAAAACAAUGUGCCUAAAAUCUGUAAUUCUUUAAAACUGCUUACGUUUCA